Molecule: messenger RNA, 1431 nt
Organism: Aspergillus versicolor CBS 583.65
Lineage: Eukaryota; Fungi; Ascomycota; Eurotiomycetes; Eurotiales; Aspergillaceae
Exons: 6
Coding region: 1-1431 (476 amino acids)
Biological process (GO): sodium ion export across plasma membrane; regulation of membrane potential; proton export across plasma membrane
Cellular component (GO): plasma membrane
Molecular function (GO): sodium:proton antiporter activity
Source: RefSeq, a predicted model, not a curated record
AUGUGUCGCGUGGUGAUCGGUGUGCAGUUGGUGAUUGUAGGGUUCCAGCUCCCAGCCAAGUACCAGCUUCAUCGCUGGAAGGAGAUGCUGCUAUGUCUGAUCCCCAACAUGACUCUCAUGUGGCUUUGCACCUCUGGCUGCAUUCUGUUGGCAAUUCCCAAUCUCAACUUUCUCACUGCGCUGGUGAUAGGCUCCUGCGUCACCUGUACCGACCCUAUCCUCUCGCAGGCCAUUGCCAAAGGCCCCUUCGCCGACCGAUACGUCGCCCGCGAUCUCCGCGAAAUAAUAUCCUCCGAGGCUGGUGCCAAUGAUGGGUUUGGAUUCCCCUUCCUGAUGUUGGCGACCUACCUGCUGCGGUAUACACAGGGGGACCCGGAUCAGCACCACUCGGCCCAUGCUCACGUUGCGCGCUCAGGAGAUGUAGGGCAUAUGCACGGUGGGCUUGGAAAGGCGAUGGAGAUGUGGUUUGUUGAGACGUGGGCCUACUACAUCAUCCUUGGUGUGGUGUAUGGGGUGACCCUGGGCUAUGCUAGCAUGCAUCUGCUGCGGUACACCCUCCGAAAGAAGUGGAUAGACGGCGAAAGCUACGUGCUGUUCCCGGCUGCGUUGGGAUUGUUCCUCCUUGGAACCUGUGGCUGCAUCGGAACGAAUGACCUCCUCGCCUGUUUCUUUGCUGGCGGUGCCCUGAACUGGGACGGGGGCUACCUGGCAGAGACCGAAGCCCGUCAUGACGAAGUCAAUUCCUGCAUCGACGUUCUCCUCAACUUUGGGGGGUUCAUGUAUAUCGGGGCUGUCAUUCCGUGGGACGACUUCCACCAGCCAAACACCACAGGAAUCACCUAUCCCCGGCUAAUCCUCCUUGGCAUCCUCGUUGUCCUCUUUCGGCGCAUACCCAGCACGUUUGCGCUGUACAAGUUCAUGCCCAAGGUCUGCAAGAACUGGAAGGAGGCCCUGUUCAUGGGCUACUUUGGACCGAUCGGAAUCGGUGCUGUCUUCUAUGCUGAGCAUACCUCUCACCUUUUCCCUCCUGUAGGCGAGGGCAGUUCCAUGGAGGCCCGCUUAAUGGGCGCUCUCAAGCCAACAAUAUACUGGCUCGUGCUGUUCUCCAUCUUUGUCCACGGCCUCUCUAUUCCCCUCCUGAGCGUUGUAUACAAGAUCCUCAAUGUCCCGCCAGAGGUCGACCCCCUUGGACCAGCGGAACUCCGCUCCCUGUCCUUCAACCAGACCCUCCCUCCGAACAGCAUGGUGCAUGCUAAACGCCGCUCAGUCCUCGUUUACAACCGCUUCUCGCGGACAAAAUUCCCCUCUAAUCUGGGGUGGAAUCUGCCGUACUUGCGAAUGAACAACAGCUCGCGCACAACGGAUCAUCUUCCGCUGGCGGAAGAGUUCCAGCUCCAGAGCGUCCAUGACUCUGAUACUGACCGGAGAUAA